Molecule: messenger RNA, 1134 nt
Organism: Akanthomyces muscarius
Lineage: Eukaryota; Fungi; Ascomycota; Sordariomycetes; Hypocreales; Cordycipitaceae
Exons: 5
Coding region: 1-1134 (377 amino acids)
Biological process (GO): heme biosynthetic process
Cellular component (GO): cytosol
Molecular function (GO): uroporphyrinogen decarboxylase activity
Source: RefSeq, a predicted model, not a curated record
AUGAUUCUGCAUUGGAUUGACAGAAUGGAACACAAUUUCGAGCCAUUGAAGAACGACUUACUGCUUCGUGCAGCACGCGGCGAGGUUGUCGAGCGUCCACCUAUGUGGGUGAUGCGACAAGCCGGUCGCUAUCUUCCCGAAUACCAUGAAGAAAAGGGUGGUCGCGACUUUUUCGAAUGCUGUCGUGAUCCCGAGGUAGCCUCGAACCUGACCCUUCAACCGAUCGACCGUUACGCCGGACUCAUCGACGCCGCUAUCAUAUUUUCCGAUAUUUUGGUUAUACCGCAGGCCAUGGGAAUGACAGUCGAGAUGGUAGAUAAGAAGGGUCCGCAUUUCCCGGAGCCUCUCAAGUCUCCCGAGGACGAGCAAUACGGCAUGGUCAUGGAGCGCAACGUUGACGUCGCUGAGGAGCUCGGCUAUGUCUAUAAAGCCAUUACACUUACACGUCAAAAGCUCAAGGGUCGUGUGCCCUUGAUUGGCUUCUGCGGUGCGCCGUGGACGCUUUUUUGCUACAUGGUCGAGGGCGGUGGUACCAAACUCUUUGCACAGAGCAAAACAUGGAUCUACAGGUACCCUGAGGCGACUAAGAAGCUUUUGGCCAAAAUUUCGGAUAUCUGCGUGGACCAUCUAGCUCUGCAGGUCAAGGCAGGUGCUCAAGUUGUCAUGGUAUUUGACUCGUGGGCCGGAGAACUUGGACCGGAUUCUUUCAGCAAGUUCUCAGAGCCAUACCUUGCGCACAUUGCACAGAAGCUGCCUGGUAAGCUCAAGAGCCUCGGCCUUGAGCCUGUUCCCAUGACUGUAUUCCCUAAAGGCGCUUACCAUGCCUUGGACAAGGCAUGCAACCUGGGUUACAACGUUGUCGGUCUUGACUGGCUGCAUGAUCCUGCUGAGGCUGUGAAAAUCCGCGGCGACCGCAAUGUCGUCUUUCAGGGCAACGCUGAUCCGGGCAUUUUGUAUGGCACGAAGGGCGAAAUUACUGAGGCUGUCCAGCGCACUGUGGACGGCUUCUGGAGCGGUAAAAAGAAGGGCUGGAUCGCCAAUCUGGGACACGGCAUCACUCCUGGUGUCAACCCUGAUAACCUGAAACACUUUUUCGAAGAGAUUCACCGUCUUACUAAGGAAACCCAUUUUUAA